Messenger RNA from Myotis davidii, 2016 nucleotides. It is a transcript of the gene SPPL2C, whose product is annotated as signal peptide peptidase like 2C. The transcript has 2 exons. Gene Ontology annotation, biological process: membrane protein proteolysis. Gene Ontology annotation, cellular component: Golgi-associated vesicle membrane; lumenal side of endoplasmic reticulum membrane; lysosomal membrane. The coding region runs from base 1 to 2016 and encodes 671 amino acids. The record is from RefSeq and is a predicted model, not a curated record. NCBI's taxonomy places the organism in Eukaryota, Metazoa, Chordata, Mammalia, Chiroptera, Vespertilionidae. Gene Ontology annotation, molecular function: aspartic endopeptidase activity, intramembrane cleaving.
AUGGCGUGCCUGGGUUUCCUCCUCCUCCUCCUCCUCCUCCUCCUUCUGGCUAGCGCAGUGGCUCAGGGGGAGUACGGCGUGGUCCACGUGGUGUCACAGAACUGGAGCAAGGACUACUGCGUGCUGUUCAACUCGGAUUAUGUCACCCUGCCCCGGGACCUGCGCCACGCCCCACUCCUGCCCCUGUAUGAUGGCACCUCGGCACCCUGGUGCCCUGGCAAGGACUUCUCCCAUCAAGCCCAGCCCAGCUCCCCCAGCCAGCGGCCCCUCCACCGGACCACCGCCAUGGUCAUGCGGGGCAACUGCAGUUUCUACGCUAAGGGCUGGCUCGCUCAGGGCCGAGGCGCCCACGGGCUGCUCAUCGUGAGCCGGGCCAGUGGCCAACAGUGCGCAGACACCACCCUGGCGUCCCAGGACCCCCACAAGCCCCUGCCAGACCUCACCAUCCCGGUGGCCUUGCUCCGAUACUCUGACAUGCUGGACAUCCUCGGCCAUACCCACGGGGGCGCCAUGGCCCGAGUGGCCUUGUACGCGCCUCCAGAGCCCAUCCUCGACUACAACAUAGUGGUCAUCUUCAUCCUGGCCUUGGGCACCGUGGCCAUGGGUGGCUACUGGGCUGGCCUGACAGAGGCUGAUCGGCUGCAGCGGCGCCGGGCCCGGGGAGGAGAAGAGGAAGACGAUGAGGACACACCCGUGGACUUCACGCCGGCCAUGACGGGAGCAGUGGUCGCCAUGUCCUGCUCCAUCAUGCUGCUCCUCUACUUCUUCUAUGACUCCUUUGUCUAUGUCACGAUUGCCAUCUUCGGCCUGGGCGCGGGCACCGGCCUCUACGGCUGCACGGCCCCCCUGCUGCACUACCUGCCCCCGCAACAAUACCAGUGGCCCCUGCCUGGCCGCCGGGCCUGUCUGCGGCUGCCCCUACUGCUGCUGGCCGGCCUAUGCGCGGUGGUGACCGGCCUCUGGGUGGCCUACCGCAACGAGGACCGCUGGGCGUGGCUCCUGCAGGACGCGCUGGGCAUAGCCUACUGCCUUUUCGUCCUGCAGCGCGUGCGGCUGCCCAAACUCAAGAACUGCACCUUCUUCCUGCUGGCCCUGCUGGCCUUCGAUGUCUUCUUUGUCUUCAUCACGCCCCUCUUCACCAGGACCGGCGAGAGCAUCAUGGUGGAGGUAGCCGCAGGCCCGGCAGAUUCCUUGAGCCACGAGAGGCUGCCCAUGGUGCUCAAAGUGCCCCAGCUGAGCUUCUCGGCCUUGGCCCUGUGUGACCAGCACUUUACCAUCCUCGGCUUCGGCGACAUCGUGGUCCCAGGCUUCUUGGUUGCCUAUUGCCAUCGUUUUGAUGUGCAAAUGCACUCACGCCAGGUCUACUUCAUGGCCUGCACCGUGGCCUACGCCGUGGGUCUGCUGGUCACGUUUGCUGCCAUGGUCCUCACGCAGAUGGGCCAGCCUGCCCUGCUCUACCUGGUGUCCAGCACCCUGCUCACCAGCCUGGCCGUGGCCACCUGCCGCCAAGAGCUCACCCUCUUCUGGACUGGCCAGGGCAGAGCCAAGACACCCGCCCAGCCCAUGGCAGGGCUCUGUGGCACUCAUCCAGGUGGCUCUAAGCAGAAGCAGGAGGACACAGCAAACGUCCACACAGCCAGGGAGCCUGAGGGGGCCACCGACCUUUUGGCAGGGGACUUAGACGGCAACCUCAGGGAGGACACAGCCAUGACCGUCACCACAUCUGAGGACGAAGCCACCAGUCUGGUUGGCCACAGUGACAGCUCUGAGGGCUGGAGUGAUGCCAACCUGGACUCUGAUGAGCUGUCUCUUGUCUCCCCCAGGACCUCAGAGGAACUGAUGCCGCUGAUGCCACUGAUGCCAUCACCCUCAGAGCUGGGCCAUGCACACACCUACGCCUAUGCCCAGGCCCAGGCUCAGUCUCAGGCUCAGGCUGCUGACCUGCCCUGGAGGAGUCUGCACAAAAGGAAGGGUUUUAAGGUAAAGAAGAGCAUGUCGACCCAGGCUCCCUUGUGA